CCAGUAGCUGGACUAGCUAGCAUUAAGUCCAUAUUCUCACACGCACUAAUAAUACCACAACUAAAGAAAACUAAAAGGAAAAAGAAUGGCUGAAAAAGAAGAGUGUACAGAGAUGAAGAAGAAGAUGAUGAGCCCAAGAGUUGAGAUUGACACCACCCCGCCAUUCGAGUCUGUCAAGGAAGCGGUGGACCGUUUUGGCGGGAGUGGCCCUUGGUUUCCCCAUCACCUCCUCCGAAUGCCUCUUCGUGAAGAAAAUCCGGGCACGUUAGAACUAAACAAAAUGGAAGAGGGAACAAAUGAUUUCGAACGGGAUUUGAUCAUGAAGGAGCAAGAAGCACUUAAUGUGUUGAAAGAAGUGGAAGCAGCAAAACGAUAUGUAGAAGGACUAAAGUUAAAUUUGAUGGAAGAUGAAGUGUCUGCUUCUUCUUCUUCUUCUUCUUCUUCUAUGUCAUCAAGCCCGGGUUUUAGCCCAUCAGAAAGAUUGGCUUCUUUUACACCCAUUCCUUCCCCGGGCAAUGUUCUGAUGGAGUUGAACCAAGCAAAGGAGGACCUCAAUAAGAUGUCGAUGGACCUUUCUGUCAUCCGCACUUCUGUUCAGUCUCUCAACAAGGAAGUUAAGAAUGAAAGGAGGCUUCUUAGUGAGAACGGCGGGAGGGAAUGUCGUGAGAGGGUUGUUGAGGAAAGUAUGGAUGACAUUGAUGAUGAAGAGGACUGGGGGGUGAACUUUGAGUCUGAACAGUGUAAGAAAAUGGCAGAUGCAUCAAGCUAUCAGGUCAUGAAGGCAACACUAGAUAUCGAACGAAUGAAGGAAAGCAUGAAGAUGGCUGAACUGAGGUUGACUGCGGCCAAGAAGAUAGAGGAAGCUGCCAGAGCCUUGGAAGCCAUUGCCAUUGCUGAAAGGAAGGCGUUAUGGAAUGCCAAACGCUUUUUUCAGGUACCCUCUGCUAAGGAGAUGACACUCCUGGAUGAGAAACAAUACACCCUCACACCAAAAGUUGAAGAACAGUGUAAGACCAAAUUUGUGGACUCAAAUGCCGAAGUUAUCAUCGCCGGAAAGAAGCAAUUAGAAUCCAUUCAAAACCACAAGAACCACCCAAAAGAAGCUCUGGGUCAUUUAGCUAGGUUAAGGGAUUCAAAACCUGCUAAGAUCCUGGAGGAAAAAGAACCAAACACGCCAAAAGACAAACAUGUUCCGGGUUUCAAGCCAUCAGUUUCAAUUGGGGACGUGCUGAGCAAAAAGGUGGAGGAAGAAGAUGAUGAAACAGAGAAACAUCAUGUGCCAUUUAGCCAGAUGCUUCGAGAGCAGAGCGGGAUCUCAUUGGGUCCAGGCAAGCCUGGGAAAGACGGGGGCUUGCAGAAGCAAUAUGUUGCGCAGAGGAAGAAGUUUGGGUUCAUACAAGUUCCUCUUGCCAAUAAACAGAACAAGAAAAGGGGUCAUU
Messenger RNA from Cuscuta europaea, 1439 nucleotides. NCBI's taxonomy places the organism in Eukaryota, Viridiplantae, Streptophyta, Magnoliopsida, Solanales, Convolvulaceae. The record is from the annotation of a GenBank genome assembly.